Messenger RNA from Micromonas commoda, 409 nucleotides. RefSeq lists its product with no specific name. The coding region runs from base 38 to 316 and encodes 92 amino acids. The transcript has 4 exons. Gene Ontology annotation, biological process: protein sumoylation. The record is from RefSeq and is a predicted model, not a curated record. NCBI's taxonomy places the organism in Eukaryota, Viridiplantae, Chlorophyta, Mamiellophyceae, Mamiellales, Mamiellaceae. Gene Ontology annotation, cellular component: nucleus. Gene Ontology annotation, molecular function: ubiquitin-like protein ligase binding; protein tag activity.
CGUCACUGCGCCGACCGCAACGAGUACAGCAGCAAACAUGGCCGAAGAAGAAGAUAAGAAGGGUGAGGACAAGGGCGACCACAUCAACCUGAAGGUCAAGGAUCAGGACAACUCGGAGGUGCACUUCAAGGUCAGGCAGACCACCAAGUUUGAGAAGAUCUUCACGGCUUUCUGCUCCCGCAAGUCGCUUCAGCCGGGUGCCGUGCGUUUCCUCUUCGAUGGACAGCGCAUCAACCCCACCCAGACCCCCCAGGAUCUGGACAUGGAGGACGGCGAUUCCAUCGACGCGAUGAUGGAGCAGGUCGGCGGCUGCUAAAACCCAAUAUAGAUUCUGAGAGACAGCACGGGUGGUUUUUCGGUGCAGACGGAGCAUUUUGUGAUAAAACGCAAGCACGACAAGCGACAACAA